AUGCCAGAAGAAUUUUCACGUCAACCGUCCACGCGGUGGGUGAAAUCUAAAUCGCAGACCUAUGACUCGUGGGGCGAUCAGUACGAUGACUACGGAUACGACUAUGAUGAAGCAUUGAACGAGGUAGACGAAGAGGCUCCAGAGCCACCUGUCACGGCCAAGGCAGUGCCUAUGACUGUCAAUUCUACCAAUUCCCACAUCUCAUCUACAACUUCGGCCUCGUCGCCCUUGGUACUCACCAUCGACAAGAUAAAUCAAUCUGUCAAUAGCCUGGAUGACGAAACGGACGAUGGAACCGGCCAGCAUUCUGAGCAAAAAACGGGUGACGAGGGUGUAAGCCACAAAUCAUUCCAGCAAGAAAGUCAGGAAACCUACUUGAAGCCCCACCAGGAGAUCCACCAGGAGAUCCACCAGGAAAAUCAGCCGGAUAAUCAGGAAGAAGAUCACCAUCAAGAUAUACAUCAAGCCGAGCAUCAGGUAAGCUAUGGAGAAGAAUCUCAUGGAAGUUAUCAGGAAAGUUACCAGCAGCAAUACCUGAAUGACUAUAAUGAUUACAACGAGAUGUAUGCUGAUAAAAGCCACCCAAAAUCAUAUGGAGAGCCAGCAAGCAAUGCCUCCAACAGUGACUACGCACAUCACUACGCGGAUGAUAUAAAACACAACCACUACGCAGAUGAUAUAAGCACUCACGAAUUCAGAGACGAGGAACGUGGUACGGGGCAGACAAUAGAUAACGCUGGGCAGUCUUCCAAGAAGUCUCCUCCCAACAAUCUCGCUCCCAUUUCCACCCAAGGCUUAAAAGAUGACUCAGAUUUCUUUCCCCCUACUCCUACCUUCUCUCUAAAGCCCCAGCAGCAGCCUUUUACUCCUGAAACUCCGCAAUCAGAUCGAAGCUACAUCUCGGAUACUGAUUCCAUCCAAAGAGAGCCGGAGAACUUGAACUUGGCUUAUGGUGGCUUGAAUGAGAUCAGAGAGGAGCUGCCAAAUGGAAACACCGCCCCAUCCGCAACCGACAAUGUUCCAGAAACUUUGGUGUUCUCCGUUGACCAUAUGAACCUCAAUUCUUCUGAUGACGAUGCUAGUAUUGAUGAGGAGUCAUACAGACAUGACCACGAAUUUUUGGCCGACUCCAAGAACCCUAAUGGUCCAACUUAUGAGGAGAUUGUGGAUGCUGAACAUGCCAAGGCUAGAAUUGUCGACUCUUCUGAUGAAGAUGAUGACUGGGGAUAUAACAGUCAGCACUCUAGUAAUGAGGACUUGGUGGGAGAGUUGAGACCGACCGAAAGGGUUACAUCGAGUGAUUCGACGUCGAGACAUCCUAUCAAAACUGAUGCAUUAGACUCGUUAAUCAAUGACUUGCUGCAAAUGGAACGCCUGUCCACACUCUAUCUGUCUCAAACUGAGGUUAGUAAGGUUGCUGAUGCAAGAUCACAGACCGUUCCACCAAAUCAGGAUCAAGAGUUUGAUGCCAAUUUCGUUCCAGAAGAAUUGCCUUCUUUGAGCUCAAUUCACGAUCUCUCGUUGCCAGACUUCGAGAACGGCCCGGCCACCGAUGCGCCAACUCCUUUAGAGAAAAAUAUAUUGCCACAGGAUUUCCAGAAGAAGCACGAACACUUUUUGUCUAAUGUCCUGAGCCGUUCUCCCUCUGUGAGGAAGGCACCUCCAACAGCUCUCAAAGUCCAGGAAGAACAAGAUCCUAAGGCUGUUGACAGUGAUCUCAAGCUGGUGAAACUGGUUGCAAGUUCUAAAUUUGACUCGGAAUCCAAAUUAGAGCCCGUCAUUUCUUCUGGAUCUUUGUCCACUGGAAAUUCUGCCUUUGAGGCACCAUUACCUAUGGCACCUCCUCCUGUCCCCGAUCACAAGGGUUUGGAUAGAAGGAUAUCAACUGCAUCGGCGCAAACCAUGAACUUCGGUUCCUGGACGCCGAAUACAAAUAUGUAUCGCGAUCAGUUUGUCACUCUGAAUGACGAUGAAUCACAGAUGAAUGUGAGCAUAUACAAUGGUGAUGAUUCUAAUUAUAACAAGUUCACCGGAAUGCGUCCUCCUUCUGGUUACGCUGAAUCGUUCUCCAAUUCGAGUAUGGUGUCUGUCCCCGAAACUAUUGAUGCCCCACUACCAGUUAUCGACGAAGAUGGUCAAGAUGAAGACAUCGAAAUACAAUCAAAACUGGAUAUUCAUACCGUGGCAACAAAUGGUGCUUCGGUGCUCAAUGAUCAUACCUAUGAAUCUCCUUUGUUCAAGGAAACGAAUACCCCCGGCGUUUCCCUUGAUCAUCUCCCUUCCAACGAGUUGACUAAAUCUGAAACUAGGCUUUCUUCUGGUGCGCAUUCGCCUAGUGAACUUCGCAAAGUUAGUGAAACUUCCAUUGCUUCGACCUCUAGGGCUCCAUCAUCACUGAUAUACCCAGUCUUCAACUGGAAAAAGAUAAUGAGUGUAUCACAGCCAGUGGACCGUAUCAACAUGUUGAGAAAGGCUCAGGAAGAUGAGAUGAACUAUGAGACUGGAUUAAACUAUUGGCUUCAAGAGAUCCUUAAGACGUCGGAGACGUCUCCAAACAUUCAAAUUGGUAAGAUUGCCACUCAAGCUUAUCAGAAUGCUCAACAUAGCGAUAUCAGAAGGCACACCUCGAUUCGUAGCAAGGUUUCGUUGGUCAAGGAUAAAAUGGAAACGGGUCAUUUUGCGUCGAACUUAGGUCGGAAGUUCUUGAGUCGCGGUAAGAAGUUUAUGAAAUCAGGGACUGAUUAA
Messenger RNA from Sungouiella intermedia, 2745 nucleotides. NCBI's taxonomy places the organism in Eukaryota, Fungi, Ascomycota, Pichiomycetes, Serinales, Metschnikowiaceae. The record is from the annotation of a GenBank genome assembly.